UCCAUUAACCGAUAAACCACACCCUCUCAAGCAAACACAAACACUUGAAGUACUAAGUUAGUGUUUUUGAGCAAACUAUGGCUUCGUUUUGUUCUAGAUUGACCAUUUGUUUGGCUCUGUUUGUCCUCAUAUUGGGGAGUGCCAAUGCCCAACUUUCUACAAACUUCUACUACCAUUCGUGUCCAAACCUCUUCUCCACUGUGAAAUCCACAGUGCAAUCUGCCAUAUCAAAGGAGACCCGCAUGGGUGCUUCUCUCCUCCGCCUGUUCUUCCACGAUUGCUUUGUCAAUGGAUGUGAUGGUUCAAUUCUAUUGGAUGACACAUCAAGCUUCACCGGAGAGAAGAACGCAAACCCCAACAGGAACUCUGCUCGUGGAUACGAGGUCAUUGACAACAUUAAAUCAGCCGUGGAGAAAGCAUGUCCAGGAGUUGUCUCCUGCGCAGAUAUCCUUGCCAUAGCUGCCAGAGACUCUGUUCAGAUCCUUGGAGGCCCUAGUUGGAAUGUUAAAGUUGGAAGAAGAGACGCUAGAACUGCUAGCCAAUCUGCUGCUAACAAUGGCAUCCCUCCACCCACUUCAAACCUUAACCAACUCAUCUCAAGAUUCAGCGCUCUUGGACUUUCCACCAAGGACUUGGUCGCCUUGUCCGGUGGUCACACAAUUGGACAAGCAAGGUGCACAAACUUCAGAGCCCGCAUCUACAACGAGAGCAACAUAGACACCGCAUUUGCAAGGACAAGGCAACAAAGCUGCCCAAGAACAUCAGGGUCAGGGGACAAUAAUCUUGCAACGCUUGAUCUUCAAACUCCAACCGAAUUCGACAACUACUACUUCAAGAAUCUUGUUCAGAAGAAGGGUCUCCUCCACUCUGAUCAGCAACUGUUCAAUGGUGGGUCCACCGACUCCAUUGUGCGUGGCUACAGCACCAACCCGAGCUCCUUCUCCUCUGACUUCGCCGCCGCCAUGAUCAAGAUGGGAGACAUUAGUCCUCUCACUGGCUCCAACGGAGAAAUCAGGAAGAAUUGUAGAAGGAUUAACUAAUUACUAAUUGAGUCUCCAAUAUUAAGGGUCCUACUACACAUACGCAAGCAAUUUAAUUGUGUUUAAUAAGUUGUUAAAACAUGUUUUGGUUGUGUUUUGGAUUCCGUGGUGGGUUAAUUUCCUAGUGUAGUUGCUGUUAUCAAUGCCGUAUACGUUAGUGUGUGUUCUACUUCCCUUUAUUUUUGUCUCUUUUUUACUUUUCCUUGACUAUAUUGUAGGAAAAAAAAUCCUUUAUCAAGAAUUUAUCAAGAACAGAGUUUGCUUUUUUAA
This is a messenger RNA of Glycine soja, 1310 nucleotides long. Its product is annotated as peroxidase P7-like. Gene Ontology annotation, biological process: hydrogen peroxide catabolic process; response to oxidative stress. The record is from RefSeq and is a predicted model, not a curated record. The transcript has 4 exons. Lineage: Eukaryota; Viridiplantae; Streptophyta; Magnoliopsida; Fabales; Fabaceae. Bases 78 to 1040 code for a protein of 320 amino acids. Gene Ontology annotation, molecular function: heme binding; peroxidase activity.